Molecule: messenger RNA, 4068 nt
Organism: Drosophila serrata
Lineage: Eukaryota; Metazoa; Arthropoda; Insecta; Diptera; Drosophilidae
Biological process (GO): apoptotic DNA fragmentation
Cellular component (GO): nucleus; mitochondrial inner membrane
Molecular function (GO): RNA endonuclease activity; single-stranded DNA endonuclease activity; nucleic acid binding
Source: RefSeq, a predicted model, not a curated record
AUGUGGAGCAACCGUUGCUCGAUUUUUGUCCUGGCGCUGCUGAUCGCCGGCAGUGCGGGAAAAGUGUUCGGCCGAUUGCCAAGAAUCCUGCCGGAAGCCUUGGCCGAAGGCGAUGAAGGUGUCGUCGUGCGCGGAGACUGUGAAUUUAAGGUCAACGGUGAUCUGAAUGAUCCCGCUCCGCUAUUUUCGCGUCACAAUUCCUAUGAAAUCAUCGUUCCCGAUCCCACGGAUACUGUGCGUCUUGUGAAUGGCGAACUCCUUGAUAUGUUCUGCCCGGGAGUGGGUUUUGCGGCACCAUUCGACAACCGAACACGGGUGACGGCUCAGUGUCUGCAGAACAAGUACUUCCUGGUCGAUGAUCUCAUCUAUCCUUUUGCAAACUUUUCCUGCACCCAGUGGGCCACUUUUACGGCUCUUCGAACGGGAGAGGACUGCAACGGUGGCACGGAUCUCGUGAAGGUGGGCUUCGAGGUGGAGGAUGGCGGCUUCCUGAAGACCUACGAACUCUGCCACGAUGCCGAGGCGGAGGCCACGCGAUAUGUGCACCACGUGCUCUAUCCCUCGAGCUAUGACUAUCAGCACGGAGUGGCGAGACCCAGUUUCAUUGAACUCGACUUCUAUGGCGGACGGGAUGUGAACACAAAGUACACUCAGGUGCAGCAGAACAUAACCAUCAGUGGAAUACUCGGCAUGGACGCCUCACCGUUCUUCAACUACUCCGAUGAUCGGAUCCUGGCCCGGGGACAUAUGAUUGCCAAGACGGACACUAUCUUUGGGGCUGCCCAAAUGUCGACGUUCUUGUUUAUCAACGUGGCUCCGCAGUGGCAGACCUUCAACGGCGGCAACUGGGAGAAGGUGGAAACCAGUGUUCGCAAGUUCGUGGCCGAUCGUAAUCUCACCGCUGAUUGCUAUACGGGCACUUACGGAAUUUCCACUUUGCCGGACGUGAAUGGUGUGGAGAGGGAACUUUAUCUGGACUUUGAUGAGAACAAUAAUGGUUUGAUUCCCGUGCCCAAUUUCUACUACCGUGUUGUGAUCGAUCAAGAGAGUCGAGAGGGCAUCGUCCUCAUUGGCAUUAACAAUCCUUAUUUAACUUUGAUGCAAAUCCUGAAAGACUACAUUCUGUGCGAGGAUAUUGGCCAUCAGCUAAGCUGGUUGAGUUGGUACAAGGAGGAUCUGCACGAAGGUUAUUCAUAUGCCUGCACAGUGGAGGAUUUUAUUAAGGUAGUAAAGGACUUGCCUCUGGAUGAUCUAUAUACAAACGGUGUCCUUGGGCUGGAUGAUGUUACCACAGUGGCACCCUCGAGUACCACAGAAGAACCUAGCACGAGUUCGGAUCUCCCGAGUACAGAUUCUUCCACAACCACAGAGCCUGCAACGACUCCUAGUUCUACAACAGUUGCUUCUACAACUGAGGAAUCCACUACUGAGGAGUCUACGACAGAAUCAAGCUCAUCUAGUGCUUUGCCUACCACUGUUUCAUCGACAACUGAAGAAUCCAGCACCACGACUGAAGAACCCAGUUCCUCCACAACUACUCCCACUGAAGAGCCAAGUUCCUCCACAUCUACUUCCACUGAAGAACCAAGUUCCUCCACAGUCACUCCCACUGAAGAGCCGUCUUCAACCUCUUCGACUUCAUCCACAACUUCAAGUCCCCCAGUAACCACUCCAAAUCCCAUUGCCAAUCCCUGCAAGUUCAGCGUCAAUGGCGACCUCAAGGAUCCCGCACCGCUCUUGACUCCGCAAGGAGCUCUUAGCUGGUUGUUGCCCGACGAGAGUGGCGUCUACACCGUUGAAGAAGGAUCCUCCAUUGAUCUUCACUGCACUGGAGCUCUGAUCUCGCCCUUCAAUCGAUAUACCGCUCUGACAGCUCGGUGCAUUGGAAAUCAGUUGUAUGAGGCAGAGGGUCAGCAGGUUGGCAUUCGCGGCUUUGUGUGCCAGAGUUGGCCCACCUAUGAGGCAGUGCGAUCCGGGGAGACCUGCGAGGGCGGCACUGACCUCGUCCAGAUUGGUUUCGAUGUAGCCGCUGGCUUCCUUAGCCACCUAGAGAUCUGCUAUGAUCAGCAGGAGCAGAUCUCGCGAUAUGCUCGCUAUGAACUGACGCCAGCCAAUGUGGCUUACCAGCGGGGAGUGGCCCAGCCGGGUUAUCUUCGCGGCGACUUCUAUACUGGCGAAGAUGUCAACGUUCUUUACGGUCAGCCGCGUCAGUUGGAGUCAUUCAAUGACGCCCUGGGCCUGGAUGCCAGUCAGUACUUCGAUAGCUCCAAGGAUCUCUACUUGACCCGUGGACAGCUGGCCGCUCGCCAAGAUUUCGUCCACAGCUCUGCUCAGAGGGCUACGCACUUCUAUGUGAACGCUGUUCCUCAGUGGAGGAGCACAAACAUUGGCAAUUGGCUCGCUGUGGAGUCCAGUCUGCGGCAGUUUGUGGCUAACCAAGGUCUGAAUGUUAGUGUCCAUGCUGGCAGCUACGGCAUCGCUACGUUGCCAAACUCCCAAGGAGUCCAGACAGAGCUCUAUUUGAAUAGUGAAACCAAGCAGCUCCCAGUGCCUAGGAUUCUCUACCGCCUUGUUAUUGACCAGGCUACACGAGAGGGUGUGGUUCUCAUUGUGGUCAACAAUCCACACAUAACUCUGGCCCAAACCCUGGACGAUUAUGUGGUCUGUGAGGAUGUGGGUGCCCAAUUGGAUUGGUUGGACUGGGACAAGACUGACAUCUCGAAGGGCUACUCAUACGCCUGUGCUGUGGAUGACUUUAUUAAGAUAGUGAAGGACUUACCCCUGGAUCAACUAGAAACCACUGGCGUUCUGGGACUGUCCAGCCGGGAUUUGGAGGAUGAAGUGUGCAGCUUCCAGGUUAACGGAGGAGAUCUGAAAGAUCCGGCACCGCUCUUUGUUGUAAGAAAUGAGCUGGGUCAUGCCAGGUACUUGGAGCCCAAUCACGAAGGCGUGGUGCAGUUGAAGCAUGGGGAGGCCUUGGAAUUUCACUGCAUCAAGGACUUUACUGGAACCUUUGCGGGCUACACAUUUGUGAAUUCCACCUGCUGGCAGCAGCAGAGCUUCCUGGCCAUGGGCAGUCUAUAUCAGCUCCAGGACUUUGUGUGCACCUCCUGGCCAACGUAUACGGCUCGACGCACCAAUCGACCAUGCAAUGGAGGCACUGAUCUUCUGGAAGUAGGUUUCCAGCUUUCGGCCACCUCCUCGGAUGACUUCCUGCAGAUGUACGAUGUGUGCCACAAUGAACUUUCGGAGGUUACUCGUUAUGUGCAUCACGUCCUCUAUCCGGGAAGCGCUCAGUACCAACGAUCGGUGUCCAGGCCGACCUUCAUACCCGGCGACUUUUACAACGGCAAGGAUGUGAACAAGAUGUACACCCAAAUCCAGCAAAAUAUCACUGUCUCGGAGAUCCUGGGCAUGGAUGCUUCACCCUACUUCGACAUCAGCAGCAAUGUCUACUUGGCUCGGGGCCACCUUUCGGCCAAAACGGACUUUGUCUUCGGUGCCGCUCAGCAGGCCACCUUCUUCUUUGUGAACGUGGCUCCCCAGUGGCAGACCUUCAAUGCCGGCAACUGGGAACGGGUCGAGGAUAGUGUGAGGAAAUUUGUGGCCGAUGAGAACAUCACCGCGGACUGCUACACGGGUACUUGGGGUGUGUCCACCCUGCCCGAUGUGAAUGGCGUCGUGAGGGAGCUGUAUCUGGACUUUGAUGAGAAUAACAAUGGAUUGAUUCCAAUUCCCAAGCUGUACUACCGCGUGGUCAGGGAUCGAGCCAGCAAAAAGGGAAUCGUUUUGAUUGGAGUGAACAAUCCUCAUGCCGAUUUGGAGCAAAUUGCGAGGGAGUACCUUAUCUGUGAGGAUAUUGGUGAUAAACUGACUUGGGUCAGUUGGACCAAGGAGGAUCUGAAGAAGGGAUACUCCUACGCCUGCACCGUGGAAGAUUUCACGGCUGUGGUUAAGGAUCUGCCACUGGAAGAUCUGGAGGUGGAGGGAGUGCUGGGUAUUCAAGACUAGAAGAAUGUGCUAUAAAUAACGAAUUUCCUAAUUUAAAACCAAUAAAAAUAUAACCUA